CCCGAGUCGAAGAUUAUAUCUCAGAAGCGACACGCCACAUGCGAAUUAGACAAACCAUGGAGAACAAGUCAGGCGCCACGGCAGGACGAAGGGCGAGUCCGCCGACUGAGCCAUCGGUAUUACCAUGCUAUUACCUGAAGCUCACUCCCGGGCUCUGGGACGAGGUCUACGAGCUUGUCUUCACCGGCAACACCACCGCCGUCAGCUUCUGCACGCUUUUCAAGCCGAGUCCACGCGCGAAACUUGAUCGGGCACCCGAAUUGGUGCUCGCCGACCACCAGCUGCAUUCAAGAACCCACUUCAUCUACUACGAGUUGACUAGAUUCAACAUCCUCGACAAUCUUACUACCUGUGGAUGCUACUGGGAGAUGUUUACCUCCCAAGAUUCAGGGGCAAUGCGCUACGUUACUGCGGAUUCGACAGUUUCGCCGCGUAACUGCGUCCCAUGGGCAAUGAGGGAAGCUUCGAAGCAGGGAUUGACCAAGACGGCCAAUGGAAAUCGGCCGUAAUUCAGCGCACGCGGUGCGUGACACGCUAGGCGACAAGAUCGCGACUGUUAAGCGACGUUCGAGCGUC
Messenger RNA from Baudoinia panamericana UAMH 10762, 576 nucleotides. RefSeq lists its product as uncharacterized. The record is from RefSeq and is a predicted model, not a curated record. The coding region runs from base 39 to 509 and encodes 156 amino acids. The transcript is spliced from 2 exons. Lineage: Eukaryota; Fungi; Ascomycota; Dothideomycetes; Mycosphaerellales; Teratosphaeriaceae.